CGAGUAGCUUAGCACUACACCCUUUUUGUGGUUGUACCCUUGUACUGCCUGCCCCCUGUGCCUUCACUCUUCAUCUGUUUCUCCCUUGACUGACUGACGAGAGUCAGCGACGGAGAGACACGCAUCAUUUCUUCGGAGACACUAUCCUCAUACAACGCAUCAUACAUAUCUUCGACUACCAAGGAGGACGGACUCGUUUUCUUUUUAAAAAAACAGCAACUCUUAUCGCAGGCAGGAGUAUUGAGAUACUCCUGCGACUCGGCGACUCGGCGACUCGGCGACUCAGCUACAUCAAAAGCUAUCGCCAUACUUAAUACCCAACCCAGCGAAAGACAGAAAGACAGACAGACAGAGCGACGUCUCACGCUUCCCUUAUACCCAUCCAUAAUCACCACCAGCGCGAACCCACCGCGAACCUCAACCAUCCACGCGCCAGCAAACAAUGAGAUAAAACAACCGCCCUCACCACCAGCUGGGCGCAUCCCACGAACCCGCCAAACCACAAUCACACACACACACAAACCACCCGCCAUGUCCUCACUACCCCACGACCCCACGACCCCCUCCCAAGGCGGACCACCCAGCAUAAUCUCCUCCCGCAUGACCGACAUCGCCUCCGACGACGGCCACGACGGCACCUCCUAUGCCACCCCCGCUCACCACACAUCCACAAACAGGCAGAGCAUCCAGUCCUCGCGCCCCGGCACGGGGAGCGCUGCCAUGUCCACACGAAGCCCCUGGUCCGCACCCCCCUCCUCGCGACGGGGUCCCAAGUCAUCCGGGACGCCGUCGAGCCUAGCAGGAGGGGGAGGGGCGAGGCCGCCCAGUUCAACGAGCCGGACGCAUGUUCCUAGCCUCACUUCGCAUGCAUUUUUUAGACCGAUGAGUUCACAAAGGUUGCAGGCGCAGAGGGGGGGGCCGAGGGUGCCGGUUGCGGGUCAGAAUCAGAGGGGGAGUGGAGACUUUGGGGGGGACGCGCCGGCGGCGCCGACUAUUGCAUCGGGGUAUACGGGGAAUCCGAUCCAGAGUAGGGAUGAGAGUGGACCGCCGCCGCCGUCGAGGGGGACGGAGAUGAGUUUGCAGGAGAAUGUGCAGACUACGACGGCGAAUACGAGCCCGACGCAUGGGCAUUAUCAGACGACCAGCCUUAGUUCCUCUGUUCAACCUCUCCAAGUCAACAACUACAACUCAUCCAACCCCAAUGGACCUACAGUCAACACCGGCCUCACAACCUUCCGCAACGCAGGCCUCCCCACGCCCUCGAAAUCCCCCCACUCCUUUCGCUCCUCCUUCCUCCUCCCCUCGAGGGGAGGGGAUAUGGUCCCACACAGCCCGAACAGGAGUAACCACGGCCACUCCAAGCUCUCCUCCGGCGCAACAUCACCCGCUCCGCGCCCUUCAGACGCUACGCCCCUCCCCUCCUCCAGCAUCGCUCCCGGCGCUGCCUCGGGCGAGAAAGGGGCCGGCGGGGAAGCGAGAGGGGGAGUCAAGAAUUACGUGCACUUCCCCGGAAACACGCGAUUCUUCCUCGGCGGGCGCUUCCAGAACGCGAGGGAUAGACCGGUUAAUAUCGCCACGGGGAUCCUGGUAAUCGUACCAGCGGUACUGUUUUUCGUCUUCCAAGCGAGUUGGCUCUGGCAUCGCGUUUCCCCCGCUGUGCCGGUGGUGUUUGCAUACCUAUCAUUCAUAUGCUUCUCCUCCUUCAUCCACGCCUCCGUCUCCGACCCCGGCAUCCUCCCCCGCGACCUGCACAAAUUCCCACCUCCCCCCGCGAUGGAGGAUCCGUUGACGCUGGCGCCGCCGACGACGGCGUGGUUGAUCGUCAAAUCGCAUCUCCCAGCCAGCACGGCAAUGGAGGUACCGGUGAAAUACUGCAAGACUUGCCAUAUUUGGAGGCCGCCGCGCGGGCAUCAUUGCAGGAUCUGCAAUAAUUGCAUCGAGACGCACGAUCAUCAUUGUGUGUGGUUGAAUAAUUGUGUGGGGAGGAGGAAUUAUAGGUAUUUCUUCACCUUCGUUGCUGCCGGGACGGGGAUGGCGGUGUUUUGUACCGUCACUGCUGUUGUGCAGUUGAAUACUGUGGGGCGCGACAUUGGUUCCGGCUUCUCCUCCGCCAUCACCAGAGAACGGGGGGUGUUCGCGCUGUUGAUCUACGCAGCUCUUGCCCUCCCUUACCCGGCGGCGUUGUUGAUGUACCACAUCUUCCUCUCCGGCCGCGGCGAAACGACACGCGAACUCCUCAAUGGACGUAAAUUCAGGAGAGGAGAACGCCAUCGACCUUUCACCCUCGGCUCAGUGGUGAAAAACUGGAUCGCGGUGUUGGGGAGGCCUAGGGGAGGUGGGUAUUUGGGGUUUAAACGCGUGGGAGGGGUGUGGUUGGGUGAGAAGGGGUUUGUUGAGGGGAGGGUUGGGGGAGGGAAAGGGGAGAUGAUGGAGAUGAGGGGGAUGGGUGCUGGGGGGGGUUUAAAUUUUUCUUGA
Molecule: messenger RNA, 2475 nt
Organism: Pseudogymnoascus destructans
Lineage: Eukaryota; Fungi; Ascomycota; Leotiomycetes; Thelebolales; Thelebolaceae
Gene: ERF2
Product: Eukaryotic peptide chain release factor GTP-binding subunit
Exons: 1
Coding region: 532-2475 (647 amino acids)
Biological process (GO): peptidyl-L-cysteine S-palmitoylation; protein targeting to membrane
Cellular component (GO): endoplasmic reticulum; Golgi apparatus
Molecular function (GO): protein-cysteine S-palmitoyltransferase activity
Source: RefSeq, a predicted model, not a curated record